Messenger RNA from Myzus persicae (green peach aphid), 1902 nucleotides. RefSeq lists its product as uncharacterized. The record is from RefSeq and is a predicted model, not a curated record. The coding region runs from base 822 to 1736 and encodes 304 amino acids. The transcript has 4 exons. NCBI's taxonomy places the organism in Eukaryota, Metazoa, Arthropoda, Insecta, Hemiptera, Aphididae.
CGCGCGGCGGUGGACGACCUUUGAAAUAAUAAUAAUUCGCGAACUUAGAUUGCGAGUUGCGACGUAGGUACCGACUACUUAUACGAAUUGCAUUUCCGCCACCACCGCUCAUAUGCUUGACAAAUAUAAACGUAAGGGAUCAUUACAACUCCCAGCGACUAUCAAACGACGUCGCCGUUUGCUUAAUUAUAAAUAUAUUAUGUACCUAUGCAAUAUAAUGCACGUACUAAUAAUAAUAAAUUUUCUGUACCUAUAACCCGACUUCGCUCUAAAAAAUUGACUAACAUAAUAUUAUAUAGCUUUGUACCCACACAUCGUCAGUGGAAUACCUAGGGGAGGUGGCUAUCAGGGCUCAGCCCCCCCGCCCAAACAUUGGCCGUGUCAUCAUAAACAUCUUAUAUAAUAAAAUGCGAAGUACAGACCAUGAUGAUAUAUCUGAAAAUGGUUUCAAAGAAACAUUUUGCGUAUUAUCAAUUAUUUGUAAAGGUUAUUAAGGUCAUGCGAUAUAGUAGUAACGACCUAGUAUAAGGUAAAGCAUAUCAAAUUCUGAUUUCCUUCCCCCCCUCCAUAAAUUAUGGGCUCGCCACAGCCUAUCAUUGUACCUCGGCUUUAGUGUUCCUCAAUGUCCACAAACAAAUCGGUAUGCCUUGAUUUGUGAACUAAUUCCACCGAGAUGGACACUUGUUGAAUUUUCGAACAUGGUUCAAAUUGCUGUCUAAACUUUUCUAUAUUAAUAAAACCUAAUCUAUAAAUAAUAUUGAAAAAAUAAGCCAAAAUCGUUCAAAUAUGCAUAUAUUAAUUAAUAUAACGAUAGCUGUACAAUGGACGACCUGAAACGUAAAAUAGCGAACCUGAGAACUUGCUACUUGCGGGAAUUCAAAAAAGUAAUGGAUUCCAAAAGAUAUGGUACAAUAUACGAGCCCAGUUUGUGGUAUUACAAAUCCUUGGAGUUCCUAAACGACCAGCAUCACAGCGAAGACAGGGUGCGUUUGGGCCGCAGUUAUCCGGAUAACAGUGACGAAGAUAACGAGUCAAACGAGGCACAAAACAUCUUGGUGUACGAGGAAGUAGAUGACCGAGCUGGGUCCGAGGACAAGGACUCGUGUUCCACCGAACCUGAGUACCAACAACCCUGUGCCGCGACCAGCAGCAGCAUGCAAACCAGCGGCGGAGGUGGCGUCAGGAGACCCAAAAGACGGCGGCGGGUGUUGGACGUAUCAUCGGUGGUGCAGAACGGACCGUCCGCCAGAGCUGCACCAGCGCCGCAACCGCCGGCGCCGCCACACUCACUGGACCGGUUCUCGGGCAGUGCCGGAGCCGCCGACUUUUACGAACCUCAAAUAUUGGGCGGCGUGGGUGGCGACCCUGCCGAUCCGCCGGUGGCCGACUAUUACGACGGUUUCGGUAGAUACGCGGCCAACGAGCUCCGGCAGAUGGACAGGCAGUCGGUGAUCAUAGCCAAGCGGCUGGUCAACGAAGUGCUGUUCCUGGGCCAGAUGGGCAUGUUAAAUGUCAACACCAGAAUCGAGACGCCGACCACCGGCCGACGGAAGAACGCGUCCUCGGCGACCGGGCGCAACUCGGAAUCGCGUGGUCGACGGCGCCGCCGCCGCCGCGACGAGGACGAGGACGACAAUGACGACGACAACGACGGCGAAGAGCUCGACCACGACGCCGGUGGACGCGAAUCGUCGUCGUCGCCGAUGCCGCCCGUCGAGUUCAUGGAGACUUCGUGAUACGCCGCGGAAAGUGGUCGGCCGAUCGACGAGCCAUUGAGUGCGCACUGCACGUUGCCCAUAUCCCCUCCCCCUCGCACCAAAGUCUACCGACCCGAACUCGAUUUGCCAAAGAUUGUUGAUGUCCACACAUCUAUGACGAGACCAAACGAGCGGUGAAUAAGGC